This is a messenger RNA of Erigeron canadensis, 2244 nucleotides long. Its product is annotated as UTP--glucose-1-phosphate uridylyltransferase-like. The transcript has 17 exons. Lineage: Eukaryota; Viridiplantae; Streptophyta; Magnoliopsida; Asterales; Asteraceae. Gene Ontology annotation, cellular component: cytoplasm; ribosome. Gene Ontology annotation, biological process: UDP-alpha-D-glucose metabolic process; translation; glycogen metabolic process. Gene Ontology annotation, molecular function: UTP:glucose-1-phosphate uridylyltransferase activity; structural constituent of ribosome. The record is from RefSeq and is a predicted model, not a curated record. Bases 89 to 1804 code for a protein of 571 amino acids.
CAACCCUUAAACCCCCAAUCUUUGUUUGUGCUGUUCAGUCAGUAUAUACAAAAAAGGAACAUUUUUCUUCUGUAAAAUCCAAACCAAAAUGACAAUACAUUCAGCCAUUAUUCAAAAACUCCUGAGCACAAACGCACAUUUAGGCCGCCGAGUUGCCGAAAACCAUUACAAAAUCUACACUUACGGCGCCCGCAAUGGGACCACAAUCAUCGACGCCGACAAAACCCUUGUCUGUCUCCGUAGCGCCUGCAAUUUCAUCGGAAAUCUUUAUCGUGAAAACGGCAGGUUUUUAUUCGUCAACACGAAUCCAUUGGUCGAUGAGAUUGUCGAACAGAUGAUUAAGACGACUGGAUGUCGCAAUAACCAUUCUUGGCGACUUGGUGGUUUUUUGACUAAUAGUUUGAGCCCUAAGAAGUUUAGGUCUAGGAAUAAGAAGUUGAAUAUUACUUCCAUCAAUCCGCCCGAUUGUGUCGUCAUUUUCGAUACCGAACGCAAGAGUUCGGUUAUUCUUGAAGCUUCUAGGUUGCAGAUUCCUAUUGUUGGGUUGGUUGAUCCGAGUAUGCCGUUGGAAACGUAUAAGAAAAUUACAUAUCCUGUUCCUGCGAAUGAUUCUGUGCAGUUUGUGUAUUUGUUUUGUAAUCUGAUUACAAAAACGAUACAGUAUGAGCAAAAGAAGCUUGGUGCAGCUAAAGGAAAGGUGGUUAAAGAGGAAGAGGAGAAAAUUGUUGAGAAUGCUCAUCUGAUUGACAAGAUUAAGAUAGAUGGUGUUGAAGAUGAGUUGCAUGUCGUAUCAUACGAAACCUUAUCACCUGUUUCUAAUGAUCCUUUGAAAAUUAAGGAGCUUCUUGACAAACUUGUUGUCGUAAAGAUCAAUGACAAUGUAGGGGCAAAGAUGGGUUUUGAUGGGCCAAAGUCUGCAAUUGAGGUUUCUGAAGGAUUGACAUCUCUAGAUAUUAUCGCUAACUAUAUUGAGUCUCUGAAUUCAAUGUAUGGGUGCAAUAUUCCCCUGCUUCUGAUGAAUGAUGCUAGUACACACGCUGAGACACUGAAGAUUCUGGAGAAACAUUCCAGCAAGAAUAUAUCCUGUUUAGUUGAGGAUGAAUAUCAAGAGAAUGAUAUCAAAAUUGCUCUUGACCGGAAGGAGGCUUUGAUUUCCUUAAAGAACAGUGGCAAGCCUGAUAAAUUCUUAUCACAGGGUAAACAGUACAUUUUGAUGCUGAACUCGGAUAAUUUGGCUCAAGUUGUGGACAUAGAUAUUUUAAAUCAUUUGAUCCAGAAUAACAUCAAGUAUUGUAUGGAGUUAGAAAGAAAGUUUAACCUCACCAGCACAAUGAAUUCGUGGGUAAACAUUAAUACAAUCGCGAAUCGUCCGAAAACAAAGUUACUAGGCCGCCCCAUUGCUUUAACUGUUCCUGGAUCUCGAAAUAUUCCACUGGAGGAAACAUCAGAUUUACUUAUUUUUAAGUCUGAUCUAUACACCUGUGUUAAAGACAUCCUUAUACGCAAUGAGGCUAGAGAGGAUCCUGCCAAUCCUACUAUUACGUUAGGUCCCGAAUUCAAAAAGUUAACUGAAUUUGAAAGCCGGUUUAAGUCCAUCCCUAGCAUCAUUGAUCUUGAUAACCUAGAGGUAACAGGCGAUGUUUGGUUUGGGAAUGGUGUCAUUCUUAAGGGGUUCGUCAGCAUUCAUGCUAGACCGGGUGAGAAGAUUGUAAUCCCCGACGGAGUUGUGUUGAAGAAUAAGGUAAUCAACGGCCAAGAAGAUGUCGCUGAAGUAGAUAGCGGUCCUGCCUCUCAUUUUGUUUAAUGGACAUCAACUGCAAGCCAACAAAUUUAAAGGCAAUUCUUAUGGCUUGAUCCAUCACCAAGCUGCCCGUCUGCUGGAAAAUUUGUCAGUUGCAUGAAAUCUAACUGCUUCGUCAAGAUCUGGCAGAGUAUAAGAACAUUUGUUUUGUCCAUUGACAAGGGUCCAACGUGUAUUUCUUGUCAGAUUGAAAGCUAAUAAUGGCCGCUGUUAACCGCUGAUAACAUAGAAUUCACUUCAUACGCAUACAUUUUUACUUGGUUUUGGCUUAUUUUGACUGAGCACGGUUUUGGCCCAUGAGUAGAGAAGAUGGCGAUACGAGCAAGGUUACAUUUUUUUUUGUUUAUUGUGUGAUUUGGGAAUAAUUUUAAAAUGUUAGUGUAACAUUCCUAGGAUUAUGGAAAAUAGCAUGAUGAGAGUAAUAUUUUUCUGGUUGACUUGCA